UCUCUGCCAUGACAACUGCAAGCGCUACUUUGAACUCAACGGCGGGGAACACGCGCACUUCCUGGAAACUAAGUGAAAUAUUCACAAAAACAUUACAUUACAGUGCACUGUAACGUUUAAUCAUAUUUAAUUGACCGUUUUUCUGUUAAAUUGGAGGUUUUUUAAUAUGAACCUGUGGAGAGCAGAGAGGUUGAACGCGCCGUCGGACUUCAUGAAAGCGCCUGACGGAGCAUCUGUACAUAAACCCACUUCUUCUCUGAUGACACCUGCUCAGUUUACUGGGGGUCCUGUGACCUUGCCCACAGCUCCACGUACCACACCCAUCCAAGCUCUGCCAUCUUCCACAGCUCCUCAAACUACACCUUUCAGAGUGCCACCCCCUGCUAAGUUCAGUGUAGAGGGGUUUGGCUGGACUGAGACCGCUGGCGUGGAAUCAAGGGUCUCCAUCCAUCACAAACAACAGAGCGAGGAACUUUUACAGCAGCGGUCUGACCCCAGACUGUCAGAAGAUGAGAGGAGCAGCUCAAAACCCCUGCUGCAAGAGAUUGAAAGGUUAAGAGAAGAGAAGGAAUUGUUGAGAGGAGAGAUGGAGCGUCUGCGAGGAAGAGUGGAGUGUCUGAGAGAGCAGAUCAGAGACCAGCAAAGCCAAAUAAAUGGACAGUGUAUAGAGCGUGAUGCAUUACAUGAUGAACUGAAGAGUUGCAAGGCUGAACUCAGUAUGAGUCAAGAUCAGCUUUCGGCCCUAAAAAAAGAGUGUGAAUUAAAACGUCAAUGUUUGGAGAAGGAGUUACAGGACUCAAAGGAGGUGACAGAGAGACUGCAACAAAAACUAGAGGAACAGAGCAUGACUGGCGAUGCUGCAUAUGAAGUGACCUCUCUGAGGGACCAAUUGCAGGAAGUGACAUCAGAGAGAGAUGAGUUGAGGAAUCAGCUGAGUGCUCUGAACAGCUCGCUGUUGGAACAGUCAGAGUGUAUGCAGAAAAUGCGAACAUAUAUUGGCAGCAACAUCAAAGAGAGAAAAGAAGAAGAAGAGCUUAGACAACAGAUACAGCAUUUGGAGAAGGAAAAGGAAGCCCUUUCUCUGUCUGUGCAGCUGUUGAAUGUCCGAGUGAAUGCAGCCAAUGAUAUUCUGGCCAUUCAAGAGAAAGAGCUCUGCGAACAGUUGCAGUCUGAUCCAUUGUACUCUGGCAGUAAGGCUGGGCAGAUGUUGAGUGUUUGGAGACAGAAGGUUUUCACGCUGCUUGUUAAAUUACAGACCAGAGACUUUCAGCUCCACACAGAGAAAACACAGCUACGUGACAUGGUUUCCGCUCUACAGCAAGAAGCUGAGUGUUUGAAGUCACAGAACAAUGUACUGCAGCACCACCUAGAGGACAAAACAGCUCAGCUGGAGCUUCAGCAUGUACAUGCUCAGGGAGUACAGCAGCAGUUGGCCAUUGCUGUACAGGAGUAUGCUCAGCUGAAAGAGCAGAAUAAGAACACAGAGGGAUCACUGUUUGAUAUCAGCGAAACCGCACACAGGGUGAUGUCAGCUGUAGAAAUAAAGGCAGGUCAGAUGGAAGCAGUUCAGUCCAGUGUAAGUCAGCUGAAUCAGAGACUUGCAUUUGCUGCCAAACGACUGGACACAGUACAUGGGCUGCUCUUGAGGAGAGAAGCUCUGUGGAAAACCAGACAAGCUACAAGAUCUCCAGAGCCAGCAGUUUCGAAGAGCUUGGUUAAGAGUCUCCAGACUGAGGUUGCGCUGUUGAGCGCGGAGAGAGAUAAACUCACACAGGAGCUCAAACGUACGCCAGAACUCAUCCAGGCCUCUCUGUCAGAGCUACAGAAGCAGCGAGAGAGAGAGGUCGGACAUCUGAAGGAGGCUCUGUCACACAGCAAGGAGGAGUUGGAGGCAUCAGAAUUGAGCCGAAUGGAGAUUCAGAGACAAUGUGAGGAGCAGGAGAGGACCAUUGCGGAGGUCCGAACUGAGGCCCAGAGACUACAGCAACAGUGUGACUCAGUGUUUCACAGGGUAUCAGAAGUUGAGAGUGUUUGUGCAGAGAAGGUCAGUGAAAUGGAGGCACAGCUCAACACAGCAAGAAGAGAGCACACAAAAGCAGUGGUUGCUUUGCGACAGAUACAGAGGCAGGUGGAAAGAGAGAAAGAGCACAUGAAAGAGGCAGAGAAAGAAAGAACAGAACACACACACACACAGAUUGCGCAUCUGCAGAAACGUCUAAAAGACAAGGACAAAGACCGCAACCUUCUCCUGGCAGUUGUUCAGGAACAGGGUUUGAUGAACGAAUAUAAGAGACUGAGAAGAUCAGCCAUCCAGACGACUGAAACCUUAAAACAAGAACAUCAUCAUCAGUCUGAGAGCAGCAAUCCUAUAGCACCUCAAAGUCUGCUGGGGGCACUGCAGGCUCUUAGUGCUGCAGUGAUGGGCAGCUCAGAGGAAGAGGAUGAUGAGGAAGGUCAGGCCUCCAAUGAGACACAAACACCCUCUUGUGCUGACACACAUAAAGUGUUGUGCUGAACACACCAAUCAAUUUUCUCUCACACAUUUUUUUGCAGGUCUGUUCCACCCCUCUCAUGGGGUUUGAUGUCUGUUUUAUAAUUUAAUAAAGGAGAUUAUUGUAAAAUGGGGUUGGCAGAUCUUAAACUCAGAUGGCUUGCAUGAUUACAAAUGUCUGUAUUUAUUGGUUUAUAUUUAAUAUUUAUUGACUAUUAGCAUCCCAGCUCCUUGAGAUCAGAUUAAUUUUGGUAAGGGUAUUAGAAGCUGCCAUUGGUCAGUUUAAAUAAGAUGGUGUGGAUGAUGUUGCUAAAAUAUCUUGUCAUGCUAUCGAAUUGAUAUUGCUCAGAACCGUUGAAACAAUUGAAAAAACUGGAGGAGGCAUAGAUCUUUAAAAGGUGAUGGGAAAAAUGUAGAGAUGUAUAAAGAUGGGCAGGGACUCAGCUGAACUCAUAAAGGCUUUUGAACAUAAUCCAAUUAAUCUCUUUAAUAUGUCAUCCCUAAUGUUAAACAUUUUGAGGCAAUUCAAACCAGUUGUCAGUAUAGUCAUGGCUAAAAGCCGCUAUUCGGCACAAUGCGUUACUACAUAGUGAAAGCAAACUUUAAUUUAAACAUUAUUUUAUCAAAUGUAUUAAGUGCUAUUCUUCUGUUAGAAGAUAUGGUCCUUUAUAUGUAAACCUAUCUAAUUUAUAUAUAGGUGCUCAUAUGGUAAAUAGGGUUAUUCCGAUACUAAAAUUUUGGCUUCAGAACAGUACCAGCCCUGAUACCUCGGUAUCAAUACUAAAUUGAUACUUGGGCAAAUAAAUGGCCUCAGAUUAUUGAUGAAAGUACACAGAAAGGACUUGAUUAAAACAACUGCAUGAAGUUUUGCAGUUACAAAUACUGUUUUUCCAUUUAAAUUUUUCUGGAUUCCUGAUUUUAUCAAAACAGUGUUCAAACAAAUUAAUACAUAAAACUGUAAUCAAAUGAAAAUUAAAUGAAAAAAUUGCAGUUUUGUUUUUUUGUCCAAUAAAAUGCAGCACUACAGAGCUUCAAAGUAUAAAUGAAAGAUUAAUGAAGAAAUCUGAUUACCUGUGGCACAAAGUUGCAACGGCUGAAUCACAGCCUUCUCCUAUUCAGUUCACUUGCUUUUGUGA
Messenger RNA from Myxocyprinus asiaticus (Chinese sucker), 3627 nucleotides. RefSeq names its product coiled-coil alpha-helical rod protein 1 (gene cchcr1). Gene Ontology annotation, biological process: cell differentiation; protein export from nucleus. Gene Ontology annotation, cellular component: centriole. Bases 167 to 2515 code for a protein of 782 amino acids. NCBI's taxonomy places the organism in Eukaryota, Metazoa, Chordata, Actinopteri, Cypriniformes, Catostomidae. The record is from RefSeq and is a predicted model, not a curated record. The transcript is spliced from 19 exons.